Messenger RNA from Saccostrea cuccullata (small rock oyster), 1059 nucleotides. RefSeq lists its product as uncharacterized. Lineage: Eukaryota; Metazoa; Mollusca; Bivalvia; Ostreida; Ostreidae. The record is from RefSeq and is a predicted model, not a curated record. The transcript is spliced from 6 exons. Bases 274 to 996 code for a protein of 240 amino acids.
UUGCAACCAGACAAUAUUUAGCAAGUUUAAAGUUUUGCUUCCUAAUAUAUCCCAAAACAUGCUAAAACAAAUGUUCUACCUAACAAUUCAGAGAUGGGGAGAUUGACCUUUGGUUUGAUAAGAUUAAUCUUUUAUCUUUUCCCUCUCCCUAUAUCAGAGUAUCAGUCACUAUCUUUAGCAUGUCGUACUGUUUAUAACAUGUCGUAUAUCGGCUUCUCACACAUACCCGUAUAAAAUAAAAGAUGCACUGAAUAAGGGUGAGGAUCUACAGGAAUGUCACCAGUGAUAUUUGUAUAUUCAUCGUUGAUUUUUUUAGUGUGCGUUAAUUGUGUGUAUACCAGUACUCAAACCAUUGAUGUGGAUAAGAACGAGUGUGAGUACUACACGUCGUAUAAGCUCAAUCAGUUUAAUACGUAUGAGAUCGUGUGGCAUGGCUACGCCAUCAAGGGGUGUGGGGUGGGCUUCUACGCCGAGGGGGACAACAUCUUCUCCUUUGAUGAUUAUAAGAUCUGUGUUCAACCCAUCGUCUGGAGAAUGUUAGACUGCUCCUCUAAGCUCUACCUGAAAUAUAACGAUGUCAAGAGUGUAGUUUGCAAUGAAAGAGUCCCGCAGACCCACUGCAAUGAAGCAAACAUGAAUCUAGAUAUAGAGGUUAAGAUGCAUGAUCUGAACGCCUGGAGAGUGAAUACCACCAGCUUUACGUUGAAAGUAUACGCUAAAAAUACCACAUAUUAUGGAAUAGGACUGUUGGCGGCUUGUGUGUUACUAUGGGUCCUCAUCGUGGCUAUGUGUACGAUAGUCAGAAGACGUCGUUCUAUCAGACGACACAGUCGAGGGUCAUCUACCUUAUAUAGUCUGUCAGGUAUUGACAACAUAAAUUAUACAACAUCAGAAGGUCCCUGUCCGCCGCCAUAUACACCACGUGACGACCAUCCCUUACCGCCUUACUCUACAGAAGAUCCUCACAAGGGAGAUAAUUCUAUUUCACACAUGUAGAUCUCACCUACCAAUGUUUAUAUUUGAUCUAUGUUUAUUUAUUAAAUCGUUCUUUUUACUUUG